UGGUAUUCUCCCCUCAGGUAUAGAGUGACUGUUUUAGCAAAAGAGUUUGCCUCAUCAGUCUCCGGUGAACUUAUUACCUCUGAGAUCGCUGGGGCAUUGUGGGAGUGGCCACCCGCCGUCUGUGGGGGUCACACAGACGAGGAGUCGUUGGACCGGGUCAAAGUUUGGUGCACAGAGAGUUACACCAAGUUCGUAGAAAUGGCCAUGAAAUCAGAAGAAACGGGGGUGUUUGUUCAACAGUCAGUUUUUUACUUUAAAAACAAAGUUGAAGAUGGUCCCGAGCAGAUGGAAAAGAUGAAUGAACUUCGUUACUUGCCAGGAUUUGAACACAACUGCAGACUUAUUAAGGAGACUUGUGAGUAUAUUCUAAAACUUCUGGAGCAUAUUAUACUGAUCUAAAUCUGCUCUAGUAGCAGUGCGCAGUGAGCCAAGAGGAUUAAAUGGAUUAUCACGUGACAGCUCGUCCAUAUAUAUACCUUCCACCGCAGAUAUAAGUCAGUUAAGGACGUGAUAUUGCACACGUUUCUAGACAAGCGGCAGUGUUUAAUUGAGAUAACUCUGACCUUUUAAUUUAUACUUGUAUCAUGAUAUGCACCAAAGUCAAUUGGCCAUCUGCAUGUAGCCUGUGAACAGGCUCUCUGUUUGGGGAAAAAAUAUAAAGGCCUGUUCACAGGCUAAUCUGCAUGUCAUUAUCAAAUGGCUGUAUAACGCGCGGAUUCAGAUCUAUGUAGCCUGCGCGCAGACGAAAUUAAACUCUGGUUAACUAAUCAGAGUUUAGUUAUCGUCUGUACGCAGGCUAGAUCUAUGUAGCUCGCGCCACUGUUUUGAGCCUAUUGUUUCGUUGAAAGAUAGCCACAUGUUGAUAUAGCUCGUUUUAUGCUUGUCUCGCCCGCCACAGUUGCUUUUAUAUAGAGCUGAUAUUGAUCAUAACUUUUCUUUAAUGACAUAAGCUGAAUUAACGGAAGCUUCGUUUUAUAAUCAGUGAUAUCAAGUAAUGUCACUGGCACAUAUUCUAUAACAAAUCGUGGGUUUAUAUCAUAUGGCAGGCAAACUGAUUUUAAUCGAAUCGACAAAAUGAUUUACCGAACUGGGAGUGAACUCACGCAGUACACCGGAGUUUCUACCUGCUUUUAUCAUUCAGUUGAAACUGAUUGGAGCCAUGAAUGGCUGCACCUAAGUGGCAAAACAAUCAGCCAAUCUUAAGAUUUUGUUUUCUCUUUUCAGCUGUAAGCCUGGACACAGGAGUGGUUGAUGCCUACCAACACAUGGCGCCAAUGGUUGAUACAGUCACAUUCUUGCAGUGGAUUUAUAACCAGUGCCAAGAUAAGGGCUGUCGUUUUGUACAAGAUGAGAUUCAUGGGCUGUUAUCUGAUCAGGCCGAAUACUUGGAGGACAAAUACAAAGCCCGACUCAUUAUUAACUGCUCUGGACUCAGUUCUAUAGAACUAGCUGGCGAUAAUGAGGUCUACCCUUCAAGGGGUUAGAAAAGAAAAUGUUACGUUAAAGUCAUCUUAUCGGAAAAGUUUUGUGUUCUCUCGGGGUAGGAUUAAAAAAUGUGUCAUUUAUGAGUAUAGUAAUGAUACAAAAACACAUUAAAUUCACGCAACAAGAAUGUGUCUUCAUUAUGUUCGUUGAAAUCGUCAAACCUGGCAAAAAGUGAGUCACUGUUUGACAGUCUGACCACUUCAAGGGAAUGCUGCUUAUAUGGGUUCACUCAAUGAUCACACUACUUAAUCAGGUUGAAAACACUGUUUUAACCCCUCCCCUUCGUGUACCGGGAUGAUAAAAACUGAGAUCAACGCAAGAACAACCUUAGUUAGUGUUACUGUAUUAACAGUAUUAGUUGCCCUGACUAGCGAUCUUUCUCAUUCUUAGGUGCGAUCCUUAAAGUCCGCAACGAUGGGAGUUUGAUGCCAAAGUUAACGCAUUCCAUGAGCCUCUCUGUUGUUAACAAAAUCCAGGAUAUUGCACAGGAAGACCAAGAUUUGAUCUACAUCUUACCUAGAAACGACGAUAAACUUUGGCUUGGUGGCCUUGUGCAACCCAAUCAGUGGGAUAAGGAUCUUACUAUGGAUUCUCCAUCAGUCAGAAGAAUGUUUGACAAUGUCAAAGAGUUCUACCCUCCGCUGGGUAACUAUGGAGAUGAUGACGUUGAAGAAGUGCUGAUAGGACUCCGACCUGCUCGUAAAGGUGGCAAUAUUCGUUUAGAAUGGGAUGCUGUCUCGCCUUCUGUUCUACACAACUAUGGACACGGGGGUGCUGGGGUGACUCUCUCCUGGGGGUGUGCUAACGAAGUGUGCGCCAUGGUGGACCACGCCUUAAAAAGGCAUAAAUUGAUUUAUAUCUCAAAGCUGUAA
Molecule: messenger RNA, 2357 nt
Organism: Porites evermanni
Lineage: Eukaryota; Metazoa; Cnidaria; Anthozoa; Scleractinia; Poritidae
Source: the annotation of a GenBank genome assembly